Sporisorium graminicola is the source of this 4431-nucleotide messenger RNA. RefSeq lists its product as uncharacterized. The transcript has a single exon. Gene Ontology annotation, biological process: copper ion homeostasis; monoatomic cation transport. The record is from RefSeq and is a predicted model, not a curated record. Gene Ontology annotation, molecular function: nucleotide binding; copper ion binding; P-type divalent copper transporter activity. Gene Ontology annotation, cellular component: membrane. Bases 1 to 4431 code for a protein of 1476 amino acids. NCBI's taxonomy places the organism in Eukaryota, Fungi, Basidiomycota, Ustilaginomycetes, Ustilaginales, Ustilaginaceae.
AUGAUUGCUGUCGCAAUUCGGCUCUCCCGCCAGCAAACGAUCAUCAUCGCUGCCGAAUCUGAUGCUGAUGAGCAAUUGGCGGCCAUGACCUCUGCAAGAAAUUUCAACGGUGGCCUGUCCCACGAUGAGGAGCAACUCCCUCUACUGCAUGAUGCUUCGGUAGCAUCCGCGCCACGGUACAGCGCCACGGACAACACGGACGACGGCGACCCUCAUCGUCCGUUGGUCUCGAGGCCAAACGACCGCUCUUCCUAUGGCCGUACUGACGUGUCUUUGCGCAACGGACAAGCUUCCUCGGAUAUCGUCGUAAGGGUUCAAGCAGUGUGUCCCAAUAUCCACUGCCCCUCGUGCAUCUCGCACCUCUCGAGUCUCGUCUCGAGUCUUGCCAUCCAUGAUACCCACACGCGCAUCAGUAAUGUCGAUACUUCCUUGAUUGAUCGUACCGUACACUUUGACAUCAUCCUCUCGUCUGGUCAUGUACAGUCCAACGCCGGUACAUCCAUCGGGGGUUCCAAUUUGGCUCGAGCAGCUUCCAGGCUGGUAAAGCGUGUCGUCAAAGAAAUCGCCUCGAUUCUAGCACAAGAUGGCUUCCCUGUAGAUCACUUGCGCUCCAAAUUGGCAUCAGCAGUGUCAUCGCACGGCCGCUUCAAGGAGGCCCUUAUGUUUGUUCUGGAUGCAUCCGACCUCUACGACAAGGAGGCUGGGACUCCAUCUCCUUCUAGCCUUCCGAACCAUGCGUUUACAGCCACCUAUUAUGAAGCGUCCAAAUCCGGCACCAUCUUCGGCAACUUUUCCUCCUCGCUAGGCUCCUCCCUUCGCAACGCCCUCUCCAGAUCCAAAGCGGCCUCUCAGGAGUCAACCCGCCUCCAGCAAGAACGAUGGCGCAGGCACCUUGAGAUCUGUCAAGCCUGUCGGGAUGAUGUCGCUCACGACGGUGAUAAACAUCUAGGCACUCCUCAACACCAUUCCGAGGGAAUUGACCAGCGCCGCGUUCUUACUGACGACGCUACAUCCAGAGUGGUCGCAACUCUGUCCAUCGGCGGCAUGACGUGUGCAUCUUGUGCACAAUCCAUCACCGCGGCGCUCAAAGCAGACGCUUCGAUUCCUAUCGACACAAUCCAAGUCAACGUCAUGUCUGCUUCUGCCACGAUGACGACGCAUCCGUCGACGGUUGACAAGAUCGUCGAAGCCAUCGAAGACGCAGGAUUCGAGGCUCAAGUCGUCAAGACUGAGCCUGUAUCGCGUUCUGUUGUUCGAGAUCGACAUGUUGUCGAGCCAUACUGGACAGGAAAGCUUUCUGUUCAAGGCAUGACCUGCGCAAGUUGUGUUCGAAGCAUUACCUCAGCGCUGCAGUCCUACUCGGACCAGACCAAUCCGGAGAGUGACGUCAAAAUUCUAGAGACCUCGGUCAACCUUAUGGCCAAGUCGGCAGACGUCAAGCUCUCGACAGAGUCGGCGAGCUCAGUUGGAAGGGUCGAGGUAGAGCAGAGGCUUCGGCAGAUUGUCGGCGAGAUCGAAGACAUUGGCUUCGAUGCCGAAUUGAUCAGUGUGCAACACAUGCAGAGCAAGAACCCGACAACGCCGAAAGAUGGCUGGGGAUCGAGAGACAGGAAGGAUGAUGGCUCACAGCAGCGAUCCGUACGCAUCAAGGUGGAAGGCAUGUUCUGCAACCACUGCAUCACCCAGGUUCGCAAGUACUUUGAAGAUCGGCAGCAAGAUCCCGAUUCCGAUAUCGAACUCAAUCAAGAGGACCUCGAAGCUUUCACCUUGUCCAAACCCUUCGUUAGCUUCGUUUACACGUCGGGACCCAACUCGAGGAUCCGUUUGCGUGACGUGAUCGCAGACCUCGAUCAGCUCGACCCAGCUUUCGAGACUAGCUUUGCACCACCUGCCUCGCUCGCCUCGCGCUCGGCUGUGUUGGCGCGCAAGGAGCUCCGCGAUCUCUUGAUCCGUCUCAGCAUCACUGCUGUGUUUGCGGUUCCAUCGCUUGCCAUCUCCAUGAUUGCACCCGUCCUACCGUCUAGACACCCGUUGCGCCGCCUUCUCUCGCGAUAUGUGGUCGGAUCCGCGACUAGAGGUGAAGUGGCCAUGUGGAUCAUCUCGACUCCUGUGCAGUUCGGCGUCGGCUCCAUCUUUUUCAAGAAAGCGUGGCGUAGCUUGGCGUCAGUUUGGAAGCAGGGCCGUUCACGCACCGAUCGCUUCCUUCGAUUCGGCAACAUGGAUGUUCUUGUUGCGCUCGGCACGCUUGUCGCCUACACUUCUUCCCUUGCAUUUCUCCUCAUCGACGCCUUUCGCCCACCGUCAGGCUCAUCGAUGUUCAGGGUUCUUUUAAGCACGAACCAGGAUGGAGGCUCGAUGCCGGCCGAAAUGGGCAUGACCUAUUUCGAAGUGUCUGUGUUCCUGGUCUUCUUCAUCCUGCUCGGUCGAGCACUCGAAUCCAUCAGCAAGAAAAAGACCGGUGAUGCCGUCGCCGAUUUGGGCAAGAUGAAGCCCUCCUCCGCCUACCUCGUACUGGACCCGUCAAAUCUCGGCCAGAGCAAGACAGAGCUCAUAGACGUGGACAUGCUCGAGAUCGGCGACUUUGUGCUCGUGCCGUGCGGAGCUUCCCCGCCGCUAGACGGAACCUUUGCCGGUACAGCAACCGGCAAAUCGGAUGUUGUAGGACUUUUGGACGAGAGCAGUCUUUCUGGCGAAGCUCGGCCUGUCUGCAAGAAUUUGGGCGAUUCGCUGUUCGCCGGAACCAUCAACGUGUCUCCAACCGCCCUCUUUGCGCAGGUCGGAGUGCUUCCGGGAUCCUGCAUGAUCGAUGACAUCCUCGACGUCGUGCAAGAGUCGGCAGGCAAGAAGGCGAGCAUCGCACAGCUUGCAGACAAGAUCACCGGUGUAUUUGUUCCCGUCAUCGUCUACCUCUCGUUGCUCGUGUUCAUCCUCUGGACGUUGUUGCUGUAUUCGGGCGCUUUGACCGAGUCUUGGCAGGCAAGGCAUGUGCCGCACUAUGGCGAGCCGGGCGCCAAGCUGCUCUGGGCGCUCCAAUUCGGCAUCUCUUGCUUGUUGGUGGCCUGUCCCUGCGGUAUCGGCCUUGCUGCUCCCACGUCUCAGCUGGCAGGCAUUGGGCUUGCUUCCAAGCACGGCAUCCUGGUGAAUGGCGGAGGCGAGGCGUUCCGAGCUGCAAGCGCAGCCGCACGCGGGAGUGCCAAGCUUGUCGUUGUGUUUGACAAGACGGGUACGAUCACCAAAGGCGAGGCAGUCAAAGUCACGGACUCCCGCUUCGCACAGGGACAUGUUGCAAAACCAGACAAAGGGGAACCAGGCUUGGACCAGGAGACGUUGCUCCGCUGUAUCGACCUGGCCGAGCAGUCGAGUACCCAUCCCUAUGCGGGAGCUGUGCGUGGAUUUGUCGCCCAGCAGCUCAAAGAGUCCGAGGCUGGCGCUGCAUCGCCACUACCGAGGCUCGUGGAUGUGGCCGAAGUCGCAGGGAAAGGCCUUCGAGCGACCUUCGAGGCCGAAAAGGACGGAGCAUCCUCGACGUUCUUAUUGCUGGUCGGCAACAAGAGGCUCAUGGACGAGGUGGAGGGAGCUCACACGCGCAUGGACGCUUCGAUCAAGAGUGCCGAAGCAGAAUGGUCUGCAGCGGCCAAGAGUGUUCUCUAUGUCGGCUAUCAACCGUCUUCGGAGUCGGGAGGGAUCGGUCUCGUUCUGGCAGUCAGCGACGAGAUCCGACCCGAAGCUUCUUGGGUGAUUUCACACCUCAAGCAGCGAUUUGGUGCCGAGGUGUGGAUGGUCAGCGGCGACAACGAGGCUACUGCGAAGGGGGUAGCUUCUCAAGUGGGCAUUGCUAGCGAUCAUGUUGUGGCCGGGGUACUGCCUGUGCAGAAGAAGGAGUGGGUGGAGCGCCUGCAGCUGCCCACUCAGCAGCUGGAUCCCGAGUCAACCGUUCGAGCAUCGUCAGAGUUCAACCAGAGCCCCCGCCGGCGGUGGUGGUGGCCACGCAACACCUCGACCAAACCGCGUAUGAUCUGCUUCGUCGGAGACGGCAUCAACGACUCGCCCGCGCUCUCCUCUGCCGCUCUCGGUAUAGCACUCGGUUCCGGAAGCUCGAUCGCGCACUCAUCUUCGGACUUUAUCCUGCUCCGUCGCACAUCUCCGUUACUCUCCCUGCCUCUAUUGCUUUCGCUCUCCAACGCGACAUACCUCAAGAUCUGGAGUAACUUUGCUUGGGCAUUCGUAUUCAACCUCUGCCUCAUCCCCGUCGCUGCUGGAGCGCUGGUUGGGGUUGGAGUGGGACUCGGCCCGGCGCUGAGUGGGCUGGCCAUGGCGUUUAGUAGUACCAGCGUGGUAGUCAACAGCUUGACGCUGAGGUGGUGGAAGCCGGAGAAGGAUGUGCGGCGGAUGAUCGAGCGAACUGAAACGGAUGGCGAGCCGGCGAUGUAA